AUGAUUGUCUCCCACCUUCUGCAUCUGUUUGUCCUGGUAGCAGUCCAGGUGUCUGCCGUCCCUACUGCUGUCCUUGAAGGGCGGGCCAAAGUCGCCACCGCGACCAUCAGCGCCCCAUCGGCCACGCUCCUGGGCAACGUCAACAAUGGUGUUGAGCAGUUUGGCGGGGUCCCUUUUGCAGAGGGGAAUCAGAGAUUGCAGCGGCCCAAGAGAUUGACGUCGCCGCUUGGCACAGUCGACGCUACGGGCCCUGCAGGGGCGUGCCCACAGAUGAUUGCGACUACGGAUGACAAGGACUUUCUCCAAAACCUUCUUGGCAGCAUUGCUAACCUCCCAUUUGUCCAAGAUGCUACCGGACAGAGUGAGGACUGCCUCUCUAUUACGGUGGCCCGCCCUGAGGGGACGAAGGCGGGUGAUAAUCUCCCGGUCCUAUUCUGGAUCUUUGGCGGAGGCUUUCAGCUGGGAUGGUCUUCCAUGUACGACGGCGAAGGUCUAGUCAACUACGCCAAGAGCAUCGGUAAACCCAUCGUCUUUGUGGCAGUCAACUACCGAGUCGCUGGCUACGGCUUCCUGGCAGGCAAGGAGGUCAAGGCUGCCGGCGUGGGCAAUCUCGGUCUGCUCGACCAGCGCAUGGGCCUCGAGUGGGUAGCUGACAAUAUUGCGGCAUUUGGCGGCGACCCAGAAAAGGUCACCAUCUGGGGCGAAUCGGCCGGCGCCAUCUCCGUCUAUGCCCAAAUGGCGCUGUACGAUGGAGAUCACACCUACAAGGGCAAGCCGCUCUUCAGGGGUGCCAUAAUGAACUCGGGCAGCGUUGUCCCGGUGGAACCCAUCGACGGGAGGAAGGGACAGGCUGUGUAUGAUCAGGUGGUCAAGGCGGGAGGAUGCUCAGGCAAGGCGGACACACUGAACUGCCUGCGAGGUCUCAGUUAUACGGCCUUCCUGAAUGCUGUGACUUCGGUGCCUGGCAUCUUGUCUUACAACUCUCUUGCGCUGUCUUACCUUCCACGGCCAGAUGGAGACAGUCUCACGGACUCCCCUGACGCGCUGGUCGCUGCUGGCAAGUAUGCGGCCGUCCCCAUGAUCAUUGGUGACCAGGAGGACGAGGGCACGCUGUUCGCGCUCUUCCAGUCGAACCUCACCACCAAUGACCGCCUCGUGAACUACCUCAAGAGCUACUUCUUCGACGGCGCCACUACGGCCCAGCUGAACGACCUUGUCAACGCCUACGGCAAUGGCCUGACCGCCGUCAUCGAGGGCAGCCCAUUCAACUCGGGGCUGCUCAACGAAAUCUUCAUCGGCUUCAAGCGCCGUGCCGCCAUCAUGGGCGACCUCGUGUUCACGCUCGCCCGCCGCGUCUUCCUCGCGACGGCCAACAGCGCAAAUCCCAAUGUGCCAUCCUGGUCCUACCUGGCCUCCUACGACCAGGGCACGCCCAUCCUCGGCACCCUCCACGGCUCCGACCUGAUCCAGGUCUUCUUCGGCAUCAAGGACAACUACGCCGCCAAGGGGAUCCGCGCGUACUACAUCAACUUCGUGUACUCGCUCGAUCCCAACGAGGGGAGGGGGUCGUACCCGGAGUGGCCCCGCUGGUCGGAGACGAACAAGCUCCUCCACUUCUUCGCAAACAAGUUCGAGCAGCUGGAUGACAAUUUCCGCAGCGCCGGGUACAACUGGCUGGUGAAGAACAUCAACUCCCUGCGGUACUAA
Messenger RNA from Clonostachys rhizophaga, 1707 nucleotides. The record is from the annotation of a GenBank genome assembly. Lineage: Eukaryota; Fungi; Ascomycota; Sordariomycetes; Hypocreales; Bionectriaceae.